This is a messenger RNA of Talaromyces atroroseus, 882 nucleotides long. RefSeq lists its product as hypothetical. Gene Ontology annotation, cellular component: intracellular anatomical structure. The record is from RefSeq and is a predicted model, not a curated record. The transcript is spliced from 3 exons. Gene Ontology annotation, molecular function: oxidoreductase activity, acting on NAD(P)H, oxygen as acceptor. The coding region runs from base 1 to 882 and encodes 293 amino acids. Lineage: Eukaryota; Fungi; Ascomycota; Eurotiomycetes; Eurotiales; Trichocomaceae.
AUGUCUAUCAACAUCGAGACCAUCGCCACCUCCCACAAGCCCGUCCGUGGCCCUGCUGACCCAGCAGACCCUUCUGCUGUCUACUUGGGCACCAAGAACCGUCUGCCAGAGUUCGCCCUCACAGACAAGGUGGUUCUUGUCUCCGGCGCCGGCCGUGGUCUGGGAUUGGUCGAGGCCGAGGCGCUGAUCGAAGCUGGCGCCAUUGUCUACGCUCUUGACAGAUUGCCUGAGCCAUCCGAAGACUUUGCCCGCAUCCAAACCAAGGCCACGACACUCGGCACCAAGCUCGAAUACCGCCGCAUCGACGUGCGCGACACCGAGCUGCUCAACAGCGUCGUCGAGGCCAUCGCCAAUGCCGAGGGCCGCCUGGACGGUCUCGUGGCCGCCGCUGGCAUCCAGCAGGAGACGCCGGCUCUCGAAUACACGGCCAAGGACUCCAACCUCAUGAUGGAAGUCAACAUUACUGGCGCGUUUAUGACCGCUCAGGCCGCCGCCAAGCAGAUGAUUCGCUUUGGCAACGGGGGCAGCAUUGUCAUGAUUGCCAGCAUGAGCGGAACGAUUGCCAAUAAGGGCCUCAUCUGCGCCGCCUACAACGCCUCCAAGGCCGGUGUCCUUCAGCUUGGGCGCAACCUCGCCGCCGAGUGGGGGCAGUACAACAUCCGCGUCAACACCAUCAGCCCCGGCUACAUCGUCACCCAGAUGGUCGAGAAUCUGUUUGUGCAGUUCCCCGAGCGCCGCGAGGAGUGGCCCAAGCAGAACAUGCUGGGCCGGCUGUCGCGCCCAGAGGAAUACCGCGGCGCCACCGUGUUUUUGAUCAGUGAUGCCAGCAGCUUCAUGACGGGCAGCGACCUGCGCAUGGACGGUGGCCAUGCUGCGUGGUAG